Messenger RNA from Dalotia coriaria, 2321 nucleotides. RefSeq names its product Zona pelucida superfamily protein qsm (gene qsm). The transcript is spliced from 6 exons. The coding region runs from base 366 to 1592 and encodes 408 amino acids. The record is from RefSeq and is a predicted model, not a curated record. Lineage: Eukaryota; Metazoa; Arthropoda; Insecta; Coleoptera; Staphylinidae.
UACCUUCUACCUGUGCGCUGUUCGAGACGUGCCGCUCGUCAGUCGUGCUUUCCGUGCCGGGGCGCGUGCGCGUUUGACUUGCGCCAGUGACUUAAGUCGAAUUUGCAUUCUCCGGACGAAACUUCUACAACGGAAAUUCUUCCCAUCAACAUUGCGCGACCACUAAAAUACAAUAAUUAAUACACUUAAGUAAAUAUGUAUGUGUAAUUCACACAUACCAUAAAUUUAUAAAUUAUUGCACUUAAUUUUCAAGUCACAGCUUAGUUUCGUCAGCGCAGCGUUUGUUCGAUUGUUAAGUUUCAUCACGCUUGUGUGUAUGUAAGAACUGUGCACCAGAAUUGACAGCUGUGUAAGUGUAUGUGCUUAUGUUGUGCAUGUGCGUGCGUAUCAAAAUAAGGAAAAUGGUUUCACCAAAGGGAUCCUGGUUGGUCAUCGCAUUGGGAUUGUUUACUUUAGCAAAUGCAAGAGUAAAUCCAAAAGUAAAAUGCACACCAGAUACGAUGCGGAUAGAGGUGCCGAUUGGUGCUUUGACGCGUCAGGUAUAUCUGCAGGGAUUGAAGGAUUACCCAGAUCCAGCAUGCCGACCCCGUCAAGACGCGGCAGGAUCGCUGGCGAUCCUUGAACUGAGCCUCACUGACGUCUACCAAUGCGCCACGACGCGCGUCACAAAUAAACUGACGGGCAAACAAGUCUACUACCAAACACUGAUAAUUGAUAAUAAGGAUGAUGAAGGCAUUCCGAACCGAGAAUUGGUCCAUAUAAAAUGUUCAGUUUCGUCUCUGAAAAAUCAUACGCAUUCUCAUGUGAUAACAAGGCGCAAUACACUACCAAUUGGAUUUCAAGAACCUGAGGACAUCGAGGUUUCCUACAGUUUAACGGAACUAGCACCGGAACCUGUAUUGGGGGUUGGGGUACGGCAGGGUGGUAACCUCGUCACAGGGGAACUGAACGUGUCGCCCGGCACGCUUCUUCAGAUGGAGAUCUUUCUCGAUAAGGCCUCUUCGCCGAUCUACGGUCUACUCGUGACGCACAUGCAAGUCACCGACACCAAAAACCAAGAAGAAACAAUUAUUUAUAAUGGUUGUUCAGUGGAUCCAUACCUCUUCGAGAACUUCAACACCGUCGACGGCGAUUUUCUCACGGCAAAAUUCCGUGCGUUCAAGUUUCCCGAAUCGACGUAUGUGCAAUUCAAAGGCACCGUUAACGUCUGCCUGGAUAAAUGCAAAGGGAUUGAAUGCAGUGAUGGCCAAGUAGGCUACGGACGUAAAAAGCGUGCCAUCUCCUCAGUUCCAGCUGACCCAAACAAGAUCUUCGAAAUAACCAUCACUUCUUUCAUCAAAGUAAACUACGAAGACGGGCAUGAAGAAUUUGAAGAGAUUGUCAAGAAUCAAACGAAAGUCUAUAGCAAUAAGAAGCUAAUUGUUGGUAAUCAGAUGAGCGUAGAAAAAAGUGGAACACACAAUAAUCUGCGCGUGAAAAAAGUCACCGAAGAGCAAUAUAUUGUUGCCGAGAAUGCCGCUGCCAGUCAUCAUUCGUAUUCACUCGGCUUUAUUAUGCUAUUCUCAUUUGUAUAUCUACACAUUCGUCGCUAACCAAAAUCGGUAAAUGUAACAACGCGACAACGAAAACUAAAACUAUUAAUACCACAACCAAUUUAAGUGCAGAAUGGAAGAGGCAAACAUUUAGCAUUUGAAUUAACAAUAGUUUUACGAGAUAUUUAGCAUUUGUCAUAAUCAACCGAGCGUGAAACAUUGAACCAAGAAACAAUAAAUAUAACUACAAAGAAAACAACUAAAAGUUUGCAUAAUAAAAUAAAUGAAAAUGCUUAAGGAAUGACUGUGAUACUUACAAAACUCAUUUUUAUGUAAUGAUAUUUACGUAAUCGUAUUCUUAUUAACAUUUGUUUUCUUAUUUAAAUAGACUUAAAAAUUCUGCACUUUUAUCGUAUAUUAUUCUACUAGAUAUUAUGUUUUCACAACUGUUAGAAACAGGACGAUUUAUUCAAGAAAUCAACAAUUAAAUAUAACUAAAUACUAUUCUUGGAGAACUUUUCCCGUUUCUUUUUAUUUUGAAAAUGUAGAUAUUAUUUUAUUGAUAUUCUAUUAAUAUUUAUUUAACAUCCAUUUAAAGAGCAAUGAAACAAAAACUUAAAACGUAAAAAACAAUGCUCAUAUUGUGUGCAAUUUAUGUUUCUUUUAAUUAUAAUGAUCCAACAUUUUAUCUAUUGCAUAUAUUUUCAAUUUAAAACUUAAAAACACGCUACUGUAAUUUUGUAAACAACAAAUUGUAUUUUUACUAAGAAUAAAACUAAUUAUAUUUAA